Molecule: messenger RNA, 2869 nt
Organism: Hemicordylus capensis (graceful crag lizard)
Lineage: Eukaryota; Metazoa; Chordata; Lepidosauria; Squamata; Cordylidae
Gene: QTMAN
Product: glycosyltransferase like domain containing 1
Exons: 11
Coding region: 694-1776 (360 amino acids)
Molecular function (GO): glycosyltransferase activity
Source: RefSeq, a predicted model, not a curated record
UUAUAAACGAACAAUCUGAUCCUGGAUUGUGAUCAUAGCACACGAUGCUCCACAGGGACGAGGUUAACGGCAAACCUUCAAACAACGAAACGAUCCAUAAAGCUGCGUUGGUUGCUGUGAAAUAGGCGACGUCUCUUUCCAGUACAUUAGCUCACGUUCCCCUACUAAACUUAGAAACGGUAGCCCCUAAGCCUACUCACUUGGAAGCAAAUCCCAUUGAAACCAACAGGACCGACUUCUGGGUAAACGUGGCCAGCAAAGCCUCCGGGAAGUAGGUUAUUUGCCACCGUUUGCGGGGCAAGAGAAAGGCAAAGCCAGCGCGCAAAAAAGGACUUGCAGCAACCAGCCACGAGGCGCGAAAGAGAAAGAAGCCGAGCUGCCGUGCCCGGGCUCGGCUCAGGCUCUUCCUGCCUCGUCGGGGCGGAGAAGGAGGGUGGAGCCGGGACGGCAGCGCGUUGCUCCUGACGGCCUCAAGCAGCGACCAACAAGGAGGAGAUUGAGGAGUGGAUGCCCGCCGGGAGAGCAUUCCAAAGUCGGGAGGCAAUGACUGAGAAGGCCCUGUCUCGCGUGCACAACAGCUGAGCCUCCCUCAUUAUGUCGUCUGAUGUGCUUACAAGCAAAUGUGAACCAGCUAGGCCCCAGCUAUGGUUCAAACAUGCAGAAUUCUGGACAACUUGGAAAACUUAGAAGAUAAUGACUGUUCUGCUAAUUGAAGCUUUUUAUGGAGGCUCACACAAGCAACUAGUGGACCUUCUACAAGAGGAAAUGCAAGAGUCUGUCCUCUUUACUCUCCCUGCGAAAAAAUGGCACUGGAGAGCUAGGACUGCUGCUCUCUACUUCGCGCAAAAUGUGCCAGUCAAUCCUAAUUACAGGAUCCUCUUUGCAAGCUCGGUGCUUAACCUGACUGAACUUGUUGCCCUUCGGCCUGACUUUGGCAAAUUGAAAAAGGUCCUUUACUUCCAUGAGAACCAAUUGACAUAUCCUGUCAAGAAAUGUCAGGAAAGAGACUUCCAGUACGGAUACAACCAGAUUCUUUCAUGUUUGGUUGCUGACGUCGUGGUGUUCAACUCUGCUUAUAAUAUGGAGUCAUUUCUAACAUCCAUUGGGAAAUUUAUGAAACUGAUGCCUGACCAUCGACCAAAGGACCUGGAAAAGAUAAUCAGACCAAAAUGCCAAGUCCUUUACUUUCCAGUGAAGUUCUCAAAUAUAAGCAGCAUCUUAACUAGAUUGGAUGAUCAGCAGAAACCUUUGCACAUUGUUUGGCCUCACCGGUGGGAACAUGAUAAGGAUCCUGAGAGUUUCUUUAAAGUACUGCUGAAAAUGAAAGAGAUGGAACUAAGUUUUCAUGUGUCUGUCCUUGGAGAAACCUUCACUGAUGUUCCAGAUAUAUUUGCAGAGGCCAAAAAGGCACUGGGAUUGUCUGUCUUGCACUGGGGCUACUUACCUAGCAAAGAUGAGUAUUUCCAAGUUCUGUGCAUGGCCGAUGUUGUCAUCUCCACAGCUAAGCACGAAUUCUUUGGCGUGGCAAUGAUAGAAGCUGUAUACUGUGGCUGCUAUCCCCUCUGUCCCAAAGCUUUGGUCUAUCCAGAAAUAUUUCCAGCUGAAUAUCUGUAUUCUACACCUGAACAGCUUUUUAAAAGGCUUCAGAAUUUCUGCAAGAAACCAGAUAUUGUAAGGAAACAUCUCUAUAAGGGAGAGCUGGCUCGGUUUUCUUGGGCAGCACUCCGUGGCAAAUUCAGGUCUCUGCUCACAACAGAACCCAAGGAAGAUUUGUGACAGAUGGGGCUAAGUCACAAACUUGCAGCCUAAGGCAGAAUCUGUAGAACUUUCCAGAGUGUGCCCAUAUUUACCUGAUCACAGAGAAAAGAAAAUCUGCAGAGGAAGCUCAGCCUGGCUGCUUGUCAUAGCUGACACAGAGCCAUCUGCCACAAACCUGUGGCGGCUUCAGAUCUCCAAUCCCUGCCACCACCCCGACUCAAAUUAAAUACAGAUUCCGAGAGACGUUACGAUGGUUACACAUGUCCUCGGCAUCACAUGCAGGAGACUGUUAAAAAAAAUGUGGCCUGUUGUAUAACUGCACUCAUGUAUCCCAUAUGUGGUGCCACAUUGAAUUUCCGGUUGAAUCUGUUUUUAUCCUUUGUACUGGAUGACAUGGUGCCUGAAUUCUUUCUUUUUGCCGACGUGAUGGCAGCCAAGAUUGCAGCUUCAAACACUCAAUUCUUGGCUGGCUUUCUACCUAGGUUGCCAGGUUAUCAUUGGAGCCUCAUUGUGUCCUCCAAGGGCCACAGGGUCUGAAAGGAGGACCAGAGUUCUCCUGGACUAAUUGGACAGUCCUCUCUGAAUUGUCUGGAGGUAAAGGGCUGCUUUUGCACUUUUCUUCUCCCCUCCCUCUCCCCCCCUCCUUUUGCAAAUUAAUGACUCUGUGGCACAGGGGUUUUUAAGCGAAGGUAUUAAUAAGGGGUCUGGCAGGUAUUCCCAUGAUUCACAGAACUACAUUUGCAUUUAAUUAAUCUUAAAGAAAGCUGCAAGAUAAACAGCUGUAAUUCAAACUAGCAUGGGAAAUAUGCUACAUGGUGCCAUCUAUCUGAUAAAAUGAAAGCCGAGACACUUGUUUUAUUUCUCUCAAGGUUGAAGAACAAACAGAUAGCCGUCAGAAUGGGCCCAAUGAGGGGGAAAAAAUACAGUUGUUUUAAUGUUCCUGCCUGGUUCAUUUUGUGUUUCGUGGUGGGGGGAGAACUGUGCAUCCAACUUGCAAGCUUUUCAAGAUAAAUUUCUUAUAAAUUGUAAAAGCCAAGCUGCGGUAUUUAUUGACUUGAAAUGUUUUGUAGAUAGUACCGUGCAUUUUUAAAAUAAAUUACUUACUGCAGUU